AUGCCGCCGAUGACUAUGCCUCCAAUGACAAUGCCCCCGAUGACAAUGCCUCCAAUGACUAUGCCUCCAGUCACGCCACCUAUCGCACCAACAUUUUCUUCUGUCAACUGUUUUUGCGUCUACACUUGGCAGUGUGACGCAAAUGGUUACAUAAUAUUUGAUGGAUCUGGAUUAAUUAAUCCCAGACAAACCUAUUAUCCUGUUUGUUCCAUACCAAAUCAAAUUUGCUGCAGGGUCAAUCCUUACUCUCAAAUCCAACAGCCAGUCACAUAUUAUCCAACAGUCUCAGUCACAUAUUAUCCACCAAUCUUAUAUCCAACAUUGAAUCCAUACCCUUCAAUCGAUCCGCGACCCUUUUCACCACCAACGACUCUGCCAACUCUACCCCCGGUCCCGACAACUUUCCCCAAUUUUUCGCCAGGACAAACAUGCAUUUGCAUUCUUAUCGUCCAGUGCAACAUUUUUGGCUACAUCCCUAUCAACAGCCCAGGAAGCAUUGACCCUCGAUACACCAUGGGGUCACUGCGUGAAAUAGGAAGCUCCUGUUCCAACCCUUCGCAAAUGUGCUGCAGGAUUAUCUUUUCAGCUUCUCAAGUUCUUCCAACUACUAAUGUUCAAGGUCAGGAUGUGAAAUAUCUAGGAACUUCGAAGGCUUGUAUUUGUGUGAAAAGCUGGACUUGUCCAAGUGAGAAUGUUGUCUAUCCCGAUGAAUUUGGUAACAUAGAUCAUAGACUUGGAGCUUGCCCGAUUGAAGAUGAGGCUUGCUGCAGACUAAGCAAUGCUAAUGUAGUUUCGUCUACUUCUACUAAUGUUGCUCUUGAUAUUACUCUACUAAGGCCGAAUAAUAUCAAUUCAGAAACAGUAUGUGGUUUGACGUCGCAGACAUUUGCUCCAGCUCAACCCUACCCAGCCAUUUCCGGAAACACCUAUUUUGCAGAGUUUCCAUGGAUGGUUGCUUUAUUGCUUCGAAUUCCUGGUCAGAAUGAUGCUUUUCUUUGUGGUGCAUCUAUGAUUAAUUCCAGGGCGGUUCUUACAGCUGGGCAUUGCGUCGAGAAUCGAGAAAUCAACACUUUGGUAGCUCGGUUUGGCGAAUGGGAUACCAAUACGACCAAUGAACCACUGCCCCUACAAGAAGCAAAAAUUCAAACUCUAGUUAGGCAUCCUCAGUACUACAAUGGUGCAUUAUAUCACGAUUUGGCGAUUCUAAUUUUGCAAGCACCUGUCACCUACUCAAUAAAUGUCAUGCCAGUUUGUUUACCACAACAAGGGAAAGUUUUUGCUGCAGGAACUAGAUGCUAUGCCACUGGAUGGGGACGUAGUGCAUUUGGUGCGGGAGGACAGUAUCAGAGCGUUCUGAGGAAAAUCGAUCUACCAUUGAUCGAUCAUGAAGAUUGUCAAAAUCGUUUGAGGAAAACAAGAUUAGGACAGUAUUUUCAACUUCAUGGAAGUUUUGUUUGUGCUGGAGGAGAAGAAAGCAGAGACACUUGUCGAGGAGACGGAGGAGGUCCUUUGGUUUGUUUAACUUCCACUGGGCAAUAUGUGCAGGUGGGAAUAGUGUCCUGGGGUAUCGGAUGUGGCACAUCAAAUCCUGCAGUCUAUGCGAGUGUCGCUCAACACAGAUUGUGGAUUGAUCAACAACUCGCUAAUUAUGGAGUUUUCACUUCAGCUUUAUUCAUUGUCAGUCUGUGUUUAGCAGCUCCUCAACAAAAUUCAGGAGGAGACUUGAGUGGGUUGGUGGACCAGGUAUUCAACCAAGGGAAGCCCUCCCAAACUCCAACAAACGCCGCAAAAUCCGAAGACGAUGCCAAUCUAGACGCCCUCAUCUCCAGUGUUUUUAAUCCUGACGCAACUCAAGGAAGUAGUUCACCCAGUACAAUUCUUGGCACUGACAAUCAAAAAAACAAUAAGCCAUCGGAUUGCGAAUGUGUCCCAUAUUAUCAGUGCCAGAAUAACAGCAUCUUGGACAACGGCAUCGGACUCAUUGAUAUCAGGUCCAGUUUUCCUGGUACUAUUUCUAGUACUAAUACUCGUUCCAACGGAAUUCAGGGAGUCUGUGACGCUUACUUGGACAUUUGCUGCAAGCCUCCAGAUGUUAUUUCAAACCCAGAUGAGAAAAUCACUCCCCCACCAACAGUUCGUAAGGGAUGUGGGCAAAGAAAUCCAGAGGGUGUUGGAUUCAGGAUAACUGGACAAAGAGAUAAUGAAGCUCAGUUUGGGGAAUUCCCGUGGAUGGUGGCUAUUUUGCGUGAAGAAGAUAUUGGCAGCAAUGGUCAAAAAUUAAAUGUUUAUCAAUGUGGAGGUGCUCUUAUUCACAGACAGGCUGUACUUACUGCUGCUCAUUGCGUCAAUGGAAAAGAAGCAAGUUCACUGAAAGUCCGAGCUGGUGAAUGGGAUACACAAACGAAGAACGAAAUAUACCCUCAUCAAGACAGAGAUGUGCAGGCUGUAGUCGUUCAUGAAAAAUUCCAUUCAGGAGCCCUUUACAACGAUCUGGCUAUUCUGAUUCUUAAAACACCAGUGGAUCCUGCUGAAAAUGUGGAUGUAGUCUGUCUUCCAGAUGAAGGUGCCCGAUUUGACGGUUCUCGUUGUUUUGCCAGUGGAUGGGGAAAAGACGUUUUUGGAAAAGAAGGACAAUACCAGGUCAUCUUGAAAAGAGUGGAACUACCAAUAGUCCCGCAUAAUUCUUGCCAGAAUUCUCUUCGGCAAACAAGACUCGGAAAAUACUUUGCUUUGGACAAUUCGUUCAUAUGUGCUGGUGGAGAACCUGGCAAAGAUACUUGCAAGGGUGAUGGGGGAAGUCCUUUAGUUUGUCCAUUGGUAAAUGAUCCAGCCCGGUACGUGCAAGCAGGAAUUGUCGCCUGGGGAAUUGGUUGCGGUGAAAAUCAAACACCCGGUGUUUACGCAAAUGUUGCUGGAGCUCGUCACUGGAUUGACGAACAAAUUGUUUACUAUAAUCUCGACCGAUCCGUCUACGAAUAUCGUGCUUAAAAAAUGUCUUAUUAAUUAAUGUUAGUUUGAGCUCAUUUUAGCUCACUUUUAAUAUGUAGAUAUUUCACGAAUCUAAUAAUCAGCCAAUUUCAAUUUAGUACCAGGUUUAACAUAAAAUUGCCUUUAUUUAAAUGAUGAAGUCUGUUUCUAAUCGAUAUUUUUUUCAGAAGUAGUUAUUUUAAGACGCUCUACUUAAAUGUCUUUCUUUCGUAACUUCAUCGGCUUUUAAAACAGUUAAUGUUUGUUGUUACUGAUAGUUUUCAUUACAAUUAACAACACCUUCGACCAUUUUAACGUUAUUAAUAUUUAAGUUUUUGUACGUUUCAUAAGUGAUUGCGAAGAAUAUCAACUAUGUAAAUUGUGCAGUUUAGAACGGAUGUUCUUUUUGCUUGUAUGCGUGUAAAUAAAGAAUUCAUUUGUAUUUAAACAA
Messenger RNA from Belonocnema kinseyi, 3418 nucleotides. RefSeq lists its product as uncharacterized. Bases 1 to 2988 code for a protein of 995 amino acids. Lineage: Eukaryota; Metazoa; Arthropoda; Insecta; Hymenoptera; Cynipidae. The record is from RefSeq and is a predicted model, not a curated record. The transcript has 11 exons. Gene Ontology annotation, biological process: proteolysis. Gene Ontology annotation, molecular function: serine-type endopeptidase activity.